AUGAAUAAUGAUUAUAGAGAAGUGAAUCAAAAUGAACAAGAGGAAUAAUAAAUUUAUUUAGAAACUCCUAUUUAUAAAGAAGCAGUGAGUCAUUUUAGGACCACUUAAUAUUAUUUUAUUUCAUUUAACUCUUUGAAAAUUGGAUGUGGAUUUGCAUUAUUGUAUAUGAAUCACGAAUAAACCUAUUUAAAUUAUUGGAUUCUUGCAAUUAUGUUUCAUGCAUUUAUUAUGAUCAUUAUACAUAAGAAUCACUUAAAAUAUUUAACUAUGAAUAAAAGAGUAUUGGCAUAUAAAUUAGAUUAAAUUGUUGCUGCUCCAAUUGUAGAUUAAGUAAUUGAAUCAAGAAAAUUAAAUAUAUUAUCACGACAAAUAAAACUAGAAAUAGUCAAAAUGACAAUCUUUGGCAAAUGGUGUUGCAGAAUAAUUACUAUAAUUUAUUAACUUAUUUUUGGUUAUGGAGUAUACUUAUUUUGUAUAUAUUACAGUAUGAAAUCAGCAGAAUUAAUGAAUUAAUAUUACUUUUUAUGUGCAAUCCUUAUAAUCUCUCUCUAUCAAUACAUUGAUCUUUAUUUGAUAUUAGUCUUUGCAAUACUAGGUUCACCAUUUUUACUUAUCUUUGGUUGUUAUUACUGCGCAAACCUGUAAUGAAAUUUACUUAAAUGAAUAGAUUUGGAAAGGAACAACAAAGAAAUGAGAUUAGAACUAGAUUAUAAGGAAUCAAAUAUAAACCAAAUUUAAUAGAAGGAGAGUAAGAAUGUUGCAUUUGUAGAUGUCCUUAUGAAUUAAAUGAAGAAGUUGUUGUUCUGAAAUGCUCGAAAUUGCAUCAUUAUCAUGAAACCUGUAUUAUGGUAUUUUAAUUAUUUUCUAUUUUUAGUCUUGGGUUAAUAUCAAUAAUACGUGUCCAUUCUGUCGGAAAUCUAUUUGAUUAAAUCAUUUAAAUUGAAAAAUAUUUUACUAACCAAUUAAUUAAUUAAUUUUAAUUAUUUCAUGGAUUUUAAGGAGGUUAAUGCCAAUAAACAAUACAGAAAAAAUCACUUUGAAAAAGAGAUUAGAGAUAAGGCAAGGAGAUAAUUAGAAUAGGAGGAGGUGGAAUAAACCAAAAAUAAUUUAAGAAAAAAAAUUAAAUCACUUGAAGAUGUACAUAGAAGAGACAGAUCUGGCAAUAAAAAUUUGAGUAAUUUUCAAGGGAAUGGUGGAAAAUUCAAUAAUUGGGGUAAUGAUAGAGCAAUCAAUAAAGUAUUAAAGAGAAAAGAUAGACAAUAAAUAAAUGAUUAAAUCUGA
Molecule: messenger RNA, 1281 nt
Organism: Paramecium pentaurelia
Lineage: Eukaryota; Ciliophora; Oligohymenophorea; Peniculida; Parameciidae
Source: the annotation of a GenBank genome assembly